AUGGCGUGGCGGCUGUGCUUCCGCGAGACCCUCUGCGGCCAGCCAGACCCCAUGGCUACCCCCUGCGUUAUCUCUGACGACUCUGAUCCGGAAGCUGCUACCACCGCGAUUUCCCGGACUGGUCUCUCGGCCGAUUGUCCCAGCCUGCGCCGCGACAACUCUGCUACCAGUCACGCCCGCGGCAAGCACACAACAUCUCUUCAUCUCGAGAAUGCCAUCCAACCGAUACGAAAGAAGGGACUCAUUGAGCUGCUGCCGCCCCUUCCAGCACAGAACGCCCAGUCUGCGGUCGAGCAGACGCCCAGAACUUCCUCUACAGAAGCCGCUUCAGUACGCUGCUUCGUCGCAAGCUCUGCAGCUGGGUCCAAAGCCAUUGCAUCUACUGAAUUGAGUGGGCAUGCCGUCAUCCGUGGUUUCGAACCCGGCCACAUCUCCACAUCAGUACGGCGCAGCACUGGUUUGAACCUCGCUCCCAUCUUCAAGAAGACCUCUAUCCGCGUCACCAAGCCUCUCUCCGCCAACGCCGGCGCCAGCAAGAAGACACAGCCCGUGUUCACUCUCGGCGAAGUUAGCACACACACUUUCUACGGCGUCCUCGACAGAAGCAAGGCUGCCACUGGGAGCGACAACAAAGAGAGCGGCAUCGACGAGAGCGCCAUCAAGAAAGAAGACUCUGAUGAGGCGUGGGAAGACGAUGACGACAACGAGGAGAGCGGUCUGCUCACUGUUCCUGAGCCCCUCUCCCAGUUCUCGCGUGUCGAAUCACAGACCAGUCUUGCCUCACGCCGCUCUCUUAUCACAACUGCCCUCCAUCAGGAUGACCAUGCAUCGGCUCUGCAGGAUGCCACGUCGCAGUUAUCAACUACCACUGGAGAACCGUACACCCUUACUCCCAACGGCCUUUCUGCCAACAGUUCUCCUCACGAAGACAUUAGCUUGAUGAUGCGUGAGCAAGCUUCUCGCCCAAAGCCCAUCGCCAUGGCCACCUCCGACGUCCACCCAUCACCAUGUCCCCCAAGACAGCUAGACGCAGCAUGCUUACCAGUGAGUUGGCUGGGAGCUUGA
Molecule: messenger RNA, 1065 nt
Organism: Alternaria postmessia
Lineage: Eukaryota; Fungi; Ascomycota; Dothideomycetes; Pleosporales; Pleosporaceae
Exons: 2
Coding region: 1-1065 (354 amino acids)
Source: RefSeq, a predicted model, not a curated record